This is a messenger RNA of Taeniopygia guttata (zebra finch), 1555 nucleotides long. It is a transcript of the gene IFNG, whose product is annotated as interferon gamma. The record is from RefSeq and is a predicted model, not a curated record. Gene Ontology annotation, molecular function: cytokine activity; type II interferon receptor binding. Gene Ontology annotation, biological process: adaptive immune response; humoral immune response. Gene Ontology annotation, cellular component: extracellular region. Lineage: Eukaryota; Metazoa; Chordata; Aves; Passeriformes; Estrildidae.
UCGUCUACUUGCUUCUAAUAGAUUUAACUACUAGAAGUUGAAACUCUUUGCUCUUAGACCUGCUCUCCCAGAACUGAUCUGAGCAGUUUAACACAACCAUCAUAAAGAAAAUGGCUUUCCAAACCUACAGCUUGUUUGUUCUGUCUGUCAUCAUGAUUUUUUUUGGACAUGUUGAAAAUAGAUUGAAUCUUCUUCAACUUCAAAAUGAUAUAGACAAACUGAAAGCUGAUUUUAACUCAAGUCAUUCCGAUGUAGCUGAUGGUGGACCUAUUUUUACAGAAAGGCUGUCAAGUUGGACAGAGAGAAAUGAAAAAAGGAUUAUCCUGAGUCAGAUUGUUUCCAUGUACUUGAAAAUGUUUGAAAACACUGACAGGUCAAAGGCUCAUGUCAGAAACAUAGCUGAGGAGCUCAGUACUCUGAAAGAAAGCCUUUCUGAUGGCUCAAAGAAGAUAGAAGAUCUCAGGGACCUGACAAAUCUUCAGAUGAGUGACUUGAAAGUUCAGCGCAAGGCUGUAAAUGAGCUGUUCAGCGUCUUACAAAAACUGGGGGAUACCUCAAGUUCUUACAAAAGAAAAAGAAGCCAGUUUCAGAGGCUGUGCAAAUGCUAAUGCCAUCUUAUGAUCUUCUGUACUGAGCUACUGUGCAAAUCUUGUUGGGACAAGAUUUUUUUUAUUUCAAUCUUUCUAUUGAUUUUUUAAAUACAUUUAUUUAUUAAUAUUUAACUGUCUUAAGUAAUUAUUUAUAAAGAAAUACUAAUCAAAGUAUUUAUACUCCCUAAUAUAAUAUAAGAAAUUAUUUUGUCUUAAAAUCCUGUCUAUUUGUUAUAUGCUGUUGACCUGAAAACAGAGAAUGAGACAAUGUUUACCCAGGUUCCAUAUGGAAAUCUUGAAAUUACGUUAUAAUGGUACCCAGCUUUCCAUCUGGUGCUGUCUUGAGAGAUUAUGUUAUGAGAUUAGUCUUAUCUAUUUGGCAUGGAGAUACAAGCACCAAUAUGAGGAAGUUAUUCUAUUCAGGAAAAACAUAUUUAUGCUGCUUACUACUAAACAUAUCUAAAUCCAAAUCAAUCAAGUAGACAUGUUUAAAGAUAAGCAAAUGUUUAAGAAAAUUUCUGAACUAGAGGACUAAUGAUUAAUUGCUGGUUACUAUUAUAAUUAUUAUUGUUGUUAUUAUGCACUGAAGUUACCAGGACGGCAGUCUAUUUAAUAUCUCAGGAGAAUGUGACUAACUGUAUUGCACUGACUUGACUUAACUUAAACUCUCAGAUUUUAACAAUUACUCUUGUGGGGUUUUUUUUGUUUUGUUUUGUUUUGUUUUUGUUUUUUGUACUGAACUGUUCAAAUGUAUCUGUAAUUUAAUUUAUUUGGAGGUAAUAGUUUGGAAGUUUUUAUCUCAAGGACUAUAUCUUUGCACUGGAAUAUUAUUAAAAACUUUGUAUUUUUCAAUAGAGAUUUUUUGAAAUUUGAAUUUUAAAUAAAUAAAUAUAUACAUUUUGAAAGUGUGUUUUCAUAUUUAUUCACCAUCAUCUAUCUGAAAAGAAAAACUCUAAUUUUGUUCU